Molecule: messenger RNA, 1740 nt
Organism: Trypanosoma grayi
Lineage: Eukaryota; Euglenozoa; Kinetoplastea; Trypanosomatida; Trypanosomatidae
Product: putative dynamin-like protein
Exons: 1
Coding region: 1-1740 (579 amino acids)
Source: RefSeq, a predicted model, not a curated record
AUGCCUUCGCGCAAGACUUCUAUUGCUGUAGCUGCGGGUGCUUCUAUCAUCGCAGGAGCCGUGACUUACUACGUGGUGAAGCGGAAUAGCGUGAAGAACGCUGAGGAUGACGACGUGUUUGCCGCGCCUGUGCAAGUUAGUGGAACAGCCGACGCCGCUUCAAAGGAAGGAGGUGUGUUGCUCACAGCGGAUACCACUACACAAGGGGAAAAGAAGGUGUUUGAGGCGGUGGCCAAGAAGGGGUCAGGAUUGACAUCCGUGGAAAACAAGCUGAUCAGCGAGGCGCUGAAUGAACUUGGAAUGGAGCAACCGUCCAAGGGCCCGGCGAAGCCUCUGGCUACUAAAGCGGGGGCUGCCAACAACCAAAGCGAUAAAAACCGCAAGGAGUUUCCGCUACUUGGCUUAUCGUUGGAGGUGCCACCAGGGUGGGAUGUGCGGGAGGACCUUUCCCCGUUCCCAAAUGUGGCCAUGAUUACGGUGUGGAACCAGGAUUUAGUAGCGGAGGACUCACAGCAAAUGCCUGGUAUGGUGCCAAUGGUCAUUCUAUCUGUAGAGGACGUCCGUGGGGACAGCGUGGAUCUCCUGGAGUUCAAGGACCGCUGCAAGGAGCUCGCAGUGAAUCAGAUGCUCAUGAUGACCGGGGGUGCCAUUCAUCCCCAGGUGACGGUGGACAGUGCGGUGCAGACGGGUCCGUUCCAUCAUGUGCUUGAGUACUCUCAGAGCAUCCCGCCCUUCUACGAUAUUGCGGUGCUGAAUCUUCUUGAGGUGCGCCACAGCAUUGCGUACACGUUCCAGAUCAUGUGCGCACCAUCGGUGAUGUCAAAGUACAGGUCCACAUUCAUGGACAUGGCCCGCAACAUGCGUCUGGCGGAGAAGAUAUCCACUAAGCUUGGUCAUGUGGAGCUGCACACGGGUGCGGUGAAGGUGGACAUUGACUCAACCUGGUCGUGGACUUAUCCGGGUAAGGGGGGAGCCCUUGCCGUGUUUACCACGUCUUCGCCGAUCAAGAAGGAGGAGAUCAGCCUCUACACGGAGGAAACCAUUCCCACUACACCCCACAAGCCACGUGAAGAGAAGACCAUGGAUGGUGUCGUGAUCGUGACCGCGUAUGACGGUAAGCAGCAGCAGAAAACUUUCACCUAUAAUGGCUACGCCUUGGUCGUGAAGCCAUUGCAGAAACCCACCUCUCAUCUGCUGGACGAGGAUCUUGUGGCUGUCGUGAAGUCGGCUGCAGCUUCUACAGCACGCCCAAAGCCGAGGAAUGGCGGCACUUUUGUGAACAAAGAACACGGUUACAGAGUGGAUAUUGUGGGUGGCGGGCGUCUUGUGGCAAGCCUCGUUGGCGGCGGCUCUGCUGCGUAUGCGCCACGUGGUGUGGGUGAUGGAACGAACAGUGAGGAGCAGCCGCCUUCCGUCACUAUCCGCGUUGGUUCACCAGAGAACGACCCAGAAUGCAUGGGGUCCAUCGAAGAGUGGGAGGCACGGAUGCAGCAAGAGUCGGUGGAGAAUGACAUUAAGGAGAUUACGCGAACCACCAUUAAUGGUGAGCCGUGUCUAACGUUUUUGUCACAAAGCAUGGAAGAGAUUGAGCCAGGAAAGCGUGUGGAGGUGCGUGGAAAGGUAUUUAUCUUUGUUCGCAACGGCAAGACAACUUUGAUACGCUGGGAGAUGGCGUCGGGUCUCUGGCGGAAGUUUGAGCGCGAGAUGAACACCUUUGUGGAAUCCCUGGAGUUCAUUUGA